Saprolegnia diclina VS20 is the source of this 702-nucleotide messenger RNA. RefSeq lists its product as hypothetical. The transcript is spliced from 2 exons. The record is from RefSeq and is a predicted model, not a curated record. Lineage: Eukaryota; Oomycota; Saprolegniomycetes; Saprolegniales; Saprolegniaceae. Bases 1 to 702 code for a protein of 233 amino acids. Gene Ontology annotation, molecular function: phosphatidylinositol binding.
AUGGGCAACGUCGCGAGCUGGUGCACAGGCGCGCCGGACCCGACGUCUGUGAUCAAGCACGUGACGCACGCUGGCCUCAGCACGACUAUGAGCCUUGAAGACGUCCUCGCCAUGGAUGAGCCAUCGCCUACAUCAAACAUGCCCACCACAGGGCCAAGUACGACGCUCCCAGAUGCAACGCCAGUGCCUUCGAUUGAUCCAACACCGACGACUCACCACGUGUUUGUGCGCCAACGCUCCCAGAGCCUCGGUCAUCUGGUCGAAUUAGCCGCCGAAAGUGACCACAAUAGCGAGUGCAUGACCCGGAAGCGCGCAACAAGCAUGGACGUGCCACCGACGUCAGUUGAUGGCUUCUUGUCGCCAGCCUCAUUCGCGGUUCGCACGGUGUCGUUCACACUGCACUUUGGGAAGGGUAGUGUGUACGUCUUCCAUGUCCAAGUCGGAAGUGACCCCGUGCUCGUCGUGACGAAGACGCGGCGCGAGUGCAAAAAACUCUAUGCGUCUCUGAAGCACUUUGUACGAUGCCCGUUACCACCAUUUCCUCCCAAGACGGGCUUGCUGCGCUCAAAAGAGGUAUCAAACGCGGAGUCGACGUCGUUUAUGCAGGACUUCCUGGAGCAUUUCCUUGCGAUUUCUGCCGUUCGCACCGCGAAGGUCACGCAGGAGUUCUUCCUCUUGCAUGCACCAUUGAUCUGUCAUUAA